AUGUUCAAGCCUACCUCCCCUUUACUCAGUGGUCUAUUAUGGAAAAUUCCCUGGCGCCUGUCCAGUCCUCAGAAAGCUAGACAACGAAAGCGGCUACGAGCAGUUGACAAUGUUGUUGAUACGGUUUACGCUGCGCUGGAAAGAAAUGGACUUGGAGCCACGAAGCCUGUAGAGCGGUGGUACCGAGAGAUGCCUAGGGAGGAGGAAAUGCUACCACGAGACAAGUAUACUAUUUUCGACCGGAAGGAGAAGAAGUACCGCAAGGGAAUACAUAAACUUCCCAAAUGGACUCGUGUUAGCCAGAGAAUUAACCCUCCUGGUUUCUAG
This is a messenger RNA of Trichophyton rubrum CBS 118892, 327 nucleotides long. RefSeq names its product mitochondrial 54S ribosomal protein YmL31. Gene Ontology annotation, cellular component: mitochondrial large ribosomal subunit. The transcript is spliced from 3 exons. The record is from RefSeq and is a predicted model, not a curated record. Lineage: Eukaryota; Fungi; Ascomycota; Eurotiomycetes; Onygenales; Arthrodermataceae. Gene Ontology annotation, molecular function: structural constituent of ribosome. Bases 1 to 327 code for a protein of 108 amino acids.